Molecule: messenger RNA, 805 nt
Organism: Leptosia nina
Lineage: Eukaryota; Metazoa; Arthropoda; Insecta; Lepidoptera; Pieridae
Source: the annotation of a GenBank genome assembly
AUGUUAAUUACAAUGAAAGUGAUGGAAGUGCUGUCGAUCUUCAAAGAGCUGCUGCAUGGAGCAGCGGAACAUGCGGUCAGCUACCGCCUGGGUCAGUCUGUGCUUCGAUCCGUGGAUAAAAUGCUUUGGACUGUAGAGAAAUCUGCUAGAUGGGCGGUACCGCCUCCUCUGGAUCAAGACGAUAGACAGCCGGAGUUAGUCCGACCGCUGCCCUGGGUAUUGUUUCUGAUGAUGCUGGUAGCUCUUCGCGUCACACGAGAAUCUAUAUCGUUAAUCAACCUAGCUCUUGGGAAACCUCCUUUGCGGUCCGCUGAUAUGGUUACGUAUAUUCAAAGCAAACGGCGCUAUCUGCGCACAUUGAAAUACCAAGGAAACAGGAUGAUGCGCGCGCGCAGCGAACCGUCGCAGUCUUGGCGAAGUGGGCUCUACUCACUCUUCGAGUUCACAAUGUGCUUUCGUAGACCGCAGUAUGCUAAUAACAACUCGCAGAACAGUAGCGACGAGGUCAUGAUAGUGUCUCACAAUAACGGAAACCGUUCCACGAGCGAGGCCAGCAUGGAGAAACUGAUGGAAAAGAUGAUGGUGGACCUUGAUGCUGAUUCGGAUGAGUCGUCCAAUUAUACGCUAACAAACGCGAAAAGCGACAAAUCUGAUUAUUCAGAGUCAGACGUGGAGAUCAGCACGCUCAACAGGUCCUUCAACGACGACACCAAGAACUCCAUAGAAGAGCACAUCAUCACGUCCACACCGGAAACGACACUCAUCAGCUUGCCGAAGGAAGAUAUAUCCGUGAUAAAGGAUAGCC